This is a messenger RNA of Porites lobata, 441 nucleotides long. The record is from the annotation of a GenBank genome assembly. Lineage: Eukaryota; Metazoa; Cnidaria; Anthozoa; Scleractinia; Poritidae.
GGUAUUCUUAAAUCAAUCAAAACUAAGCAUGAAUUAUACAAAACACACUUUCUUUCUAACAAUCCAAUUAAGGUGACGGAAUAUAAAAAGUAUGCUAACAAACUGAAUUGGCUUAAGAACAUUUGCAAAAAGAACUACUUUUCAAAACACUUUGACCUAUGUAAAAACAACCUGAAGGCAUCUUGGAAAUUGAUUGGUAUGCUAGUUAAGCGCAACUCAAAGGGACAAAACCCCAUCUCGAAAAUUAAACGUAAUAAUAGAGCUUACACUAAUAAGGCUGAGAUUGCCGAUCAAUUUAAUAAGCAUUUUGUCAAUGUGGGUCAAAACCUGGCCAAAAGAAUUGAAAAUUGUGAUGGAAGUCCGACCCAAUUCAUAAGAUCGACUCCAGUAGCUAGCUUUGUUAUGUCCUGUGUUACUGAAACCCAAGUAUGUUCACUAUUU